Molecule: messenger RNA, 2624 nt
Organism: Cercospora beticola
Lineage: Eukaryota; Fungi; Ascomycota; Dothideomycetes; Mycosphaerellales; Mycosphaerellaceae
Gene: CHL1
Product: DNA helicase
Biological process (GO): establishment of sister chromatid cohesion; nucleobase-containing compound metabolic process
Cellular component (GO): nucleus
Molecular function (GO): DNA helicase activity; ATP binding; hydrolase activity, acting on acid anhydrides, in phosphorus-containing anhydrides
Source: RefSeq, a predicted model, not a curated record
AUGGAAGCCAAAGAUUUCCAUCACCCAUUCCGGCCAUAUGACAUUCAGCAGCAAUUCAUGGAAGGCGUGUACAACUGCAUUGAGCAUGGCAAAGUUGGCAUUUUCGAAUCUCCAACAGGAACAGGCAAAUCAUUGAGCCUGAUAUGCGGCUCACUGACCUGGCUCCGCGAGCACAAGCGGAGAAUGUUCGAUGAAGCCAUGGCAAGUGUUGAGGUCGAGGAUGACGAGCCAGAGUGGAUGACCGAAGCCGCUAGGAGGGCUCGUAGCCGCGAGAUCAGACAUAUGAGGGAGGAAUUCGAGGCGCGCUUGACUUCUGUACGCGAAAGAGAAAGGAGGGCCCGAGAGCGAGCUCAGCGUAUUGCGAAUGAAGGGCCAGCUUUCAAGCGUCAGAAGAGAUCAGACGAGCAGCCUGAGGAGAAUGCUGACGAAGAGCAAUUUGUGCUUGCCGACUACGAUAGCGUUGACGAAAAUGGCUCUGGCCAAUCUCAAUACUCAGCCGAGACUACGAAGCUCAUGGAGAAGCUUGGUCUGUUGCAUAAAAGUGCAAACCAAGAAGACGACGCUGCGAAUGCCGAUGAGCCCAAGAUCUAUUUCUGUUCCCGCACGCAUUCACAGCUAUCUCAAUUUAUCGGCGAACUGAAAAGAGUGCGCCUACCGCCAGGGUUGCCGCCCGAAGACGAGCAAGGCAAGUCUGAUGGCGCUGGCUUGGUCGAAGAGCUCAAACAUCUUACGCUUGGAUCCCGACAGAACCUGUGCAUCAACCCUCGUGUCAACAAGCUCUCCACUCUGACUGCGAUCAAUGAGCGAUGUGCCGAGCUGCAACAGUCAAACGUCGCAGCAGACAAGAAAUGCCAGUACUUGCCAAAGAAAGAAAAUGAAGACGUGAUCCUGGACUUUCGUGACCACGCUCUGGCCAAAAUCAGAGACAUCGAAGACCUGGCUGGUCUAGGCUCUAAGCUUGGUGUGUGCCCGUACUACGCUUCUAGACCUGGCAUAGGACAUGCUGAGAUCGUCACUCUGCCCUACCCGCUACUGCUGCACAAGGCCGCCCGCGAAGCACUUGACAUCUCGAUCAAAGGCCAUGUGGUUAUCAUUGACGAGGCUCACAACCUUAUGGACUCUGUCGAGACCAUCUAUUCUGCAAACAUCAACGACUCACAGCUGCAGCAAGCUAAAGCAGGACUUGCAGAAUACUAUCGGAAAUUCAACAAACGACUCAAGGACAAGAAUCGAAUAUAUGUCACACAGCUGAUCAAAGUCAUCAAUUCUCUGUUGCACUUUGCUAGUCAAGUACGCCAACAAAGUAACGAUGGCGCUACGACGACUGCGACUUCACUUCUUGCUCAGCAUAAUGCGGACCAAAUCAAUCUGGUCAAGCUCGUUCAGUACAUCAGUGCGAGCAAGCUGGCGAGAAAAGUAGAAGGCUACAUUGCGCAUCUUGCGCGCGCUGAAGCUGAAACCACGCAGAAGCGUACAGCAAGCCAAGAGGCUGCAGCCGACGUUCCAAUACUUACACACGUACAGAAUUUCUUACCGUGCUUGAUGAAUCCUGCCAAAGAAGGCCGCUUCACAUGGAGCAAAGUGGAUGACAAGGUGACGAUCAAAUACAUGCUGCUCGACCCCGCCGAACAUUUUCGAGAUAUUGUCGAGAGUGCCAGAUCCGUCAUCCUCGCAGGCGGCACAAUGUCUCCCAUGGAAGACUACAAACAGCAGCUCUUCCCAUAUCUCAACGACAUCACCACAUUCUCCUGCGGACAUCUGAUUCCGCCCAACAACUUGUUCGUUCGAACAAUCCCCUCCGACAACGAAGGCUCGAUCGAUUUCACUUUCAAAUCGCGCGAUAAGAAUAUGCUUCGCGCGGGCAAAGCUCUUCUACAACUUGCUCCAAAAGUGGAAGGCGGCAUGGUGGUAUUCUUCCCCAGCUACUCAUACAUUGACAACAUUCUGCGCGCAUGGAAGACCGCUGGUAUCACAUCUCAACUCGAAGCUCUCAAGCCUCUGUUCUUCGAUACUCGUGGAACCAGUCAAGAAGAUCCUUUUACAGCAUACACCGCAGCCAUACACAAGGAUCCCAAACGCGGCGCGCUCCUUCUCUCUGUGAUCGGCGGCAAGCUCUCUGAGGGCAUCAACUUCUCCAACGAGCUCGGUCGCUGUGUUGUUGUAGUUGGUCUGCCAUUCCCAAACUACGCUGAUCCGGACUGGAAAGCUAAGAUGGAAUAUCUGGAAGAGCGGGCUGCGCAGAGAGGGGAGCCAAAGGGUCGAGCGAGCAGAGAGCAUGGAGAGAAUGUCACGAUGAGAAGUGUGAAUCAAUCGAUCGGGAGAGCAAUCAGACAUAAGGACGAUUGGGCGAGUAUACUCUUGUUCGACGCGAGGUAUGCUGAUGAGAGGUUUAGAAGGAAGCUACCCGGUUGGAUUCGAGAUUGUGUCGAUGCGAAAGCUGAUGGGAAUGUGGGAAGUGUGGCAGCGGGUUUGGGGCAGUUCUUUGGGCGAAAGAGAUGAGGUGAGUAGCAACUGACUGUCGUGAAGACGACCUUAGCAGCUCAGUUUUGGUUCAUACAUUGCUUCGAUUCUCGGUCUAAGGAGACGCUCAUCUGCCUGGUUGCUCUCCACAAACUCCCCUGCAC